GCCACAUACGAUCAGAACCCAGCAAACGGGGGGCAAAGAAAGCCCAAAUCAUUUUCUCUGGAUUCCUUCUUUACAGUAAUCAGUCUUGUUCAUUCUUCUUUGAAACUUCUCAUCAACAUUCAACACACACACACACACACAUCUCUCUCUCUCGGCUUAUUCUUCUCAUUGAUCACUAUUAUUAUUGUUGUUACCAUUACCAUAUAUAUAUACCCCAGCAGCAUCUCGAAAACCCUAAUCUGAGGCGAUGGCGGCGGCGGCGGCGAGUCAGUGGCAACCACAAGAGGAAGGGUUUAGAGAGAUCUGUGGAUUGGUGGAGCAGCAAAUUUCACCGUCUUCUGAUAAGUCUCAGAUUUGGCAGCAACUUCAACAUUACUCUCAGUUUCCUGAUUUCAAUAAUUAUCUCGCUUUUAUACUCUCUCGCGCUCAGAGCAAGUCGGUGGAGGUUCGACAAGCAGCUGGCUUGCUGUUAAAAAAUAACCUAAAAAAUGCCUAUACGGCCAUGCCUUUGGCAAACCAGGAGUUUAUUAAAUCAGAAUUGCUUCCGUGUUUGGGAGCACAAGAUAGGCAAAUCCGCUCGACUACGGGGACUAUUAUAAGUGUGCUUGUUCAGCUCGGCGGUGUUGCUAGCUGGCCUGAGCUGCUCAAUACUCUUGUCAAGUGCUUGGAUAGUAAUGACUUGAAUCUUAUGGAAGGUGCUAUGGAUGCUUUAUCCAAGAUAUGUGAGGACAUUCCGCAAGUGCUGGAUUCUGAAACACCUGGAUCAUCUGAAAGACCUAUCAAUAUUUUUCUUCCCAGACUAUUCCAGUUAUUCCAAUCCCCACAUGCCUCAUUGAGAAAACUAUCGCUGGCCUCGGUGAAUCAGUACAUUAUGUUGAUGCCAAGCGUAUUGUACAUAUCUAUGGAUAAAUUUCUGCAAGGUUUGUUUGUUCUUGCUAAUGAUCCAAAUGCAGAGGUCCGGAAAUUGGUUUGUGCGGCUUUUGUUCAGUUGAUUGAAGUUCGUCCUGCAUUUUUGGAGCCGCACUUGAGGAAUGUGAUUGAAUACAUGCUGCAAGUCAACAAUGACCCUGAUGAUGAAGUGUCUCUUGAAGCCUGUGAAUUCUGGUCUGCGUACUGUGAUGCUCAAUUACCACCUGAGAACAUCAAGGAGUUCUUACCACGUUUAAUUCCAGUUUUAUUAUCAAACAUGGCUUAUGAUGAUGAUGAUGAGUCGCUUGCUGAAGCUGAGGAGGAUGGUUCUCUUCCUGAUCGAGACCAGGAUCUAAAGCCACGUUUUCAUACAUCGCGCCUUCAUGGAUCGGAGGAUGCGGAAGAUGACGAUGAUGACAUAGUGAAUAUUUGGAACUUAAGGAAGUGUAGUGCUGCUGCUCUUGAUAUUAUUUCAAAUGUAUUCGGGGAUGAGAUUCUUCCAACACUAAUGCCUUAUGUCCAGGCUAAGUUGUCCACCUCUGAUGAUGAGACCUGGAAAGAAAGGGAAGCCGCAGUUUUAGCUCUAGGGGCCAUAGCUGAGGGUUGCAUUAAUGGUCUUUAUCCUCAUCUCUCUCAGAUUGUUGCUUUCCUCAUCCCGCUCUUAGACGACAAGUUUCCUCUGAUCAGAAGCAUAUCCUGUUGGACCCUUUCACGUUUCAGCAAAUUCAUUGUUGAGGGUAUUAAUCAUCCGGAAGGUCAUAAACAAUUUGAGAAGGUCCUUGUGGGUCUUCUACGGAGAAUAUUAGAUAAUAACAAGCGGGUGCAGGAAGCAGCUUGUUCAGCCUUUGCAACUCUGGAAGAGGAAGCUGCCGAAGAGCUGGCACCACGAUUAGAUAUAAUAUUGCAACAUCUUAUGUGCGCAUUUGGGAAAUAUCAGAGGAGGAACCUUAGGAUCGUGUAUGAUGCUAUUGGAACUUUGGCAGAUGCUGUUGGAGUGGACUUAAAUCAGCCUAUGCAUCUUGAUGUGCUCAUGCCACCGUUGAUUGCCAAGUGGCAGCAACUAUCAGAUUCAGACAAAGACCUAUUCCCACUUUUGGAGUGCUUUACAUCUAUAGCACAGGCAUUGGGCACAGGAUUCUCACAAUUUGCUCAGCCUGUAUUCCAGAGGUGCAUUAACAUCAUCCAGACUCAACACCUCGCCAAGGUUGAUGCUUCAGCUGGUAUUCAAUAUGAUAAAGAUUUCAUUGUAUGCUCCUUGGAUCUUCUAUCUGGAAUGACAGAAGGUCUUGGAAGUGGGAUUGAGAGUUUGGUUUCAAACAGUAAUUUGAGGGAUCUGCUUCUACAAUGUUGCAUGGAUGAUGCUCCUGACAUCCGGCAAAGUGCCUUUGCACUUCUUGGAGACCUUGCAAGAGUUUGUCCUAUUCAUCUACACCCCAGGUUGUCUGAAUUUCUUGACAUUGCUGCUAAGCAACUGACCACUAUGAAACUUAAAGAAAAUGUUUCAGUGGCCAACAAUGCUUGUUGGGCGAUUGGAGAACUAGCAAUCAAGGUACGUCAAGAAAUUUCUCCAGUGGUGGUGACAGUGAUAUCAUUGUUGGUUCCAAUACUUCAGCAUGCCGAGGAACUCAACAAAUCUCUUAUUGAGAACAGUUCUAUCACGCUUGGCAGGCUUGCAUGGGUUUGUCCGGAGCUAGUAUCACCACAUAUGGAGCACUUUAUGCAAUCCUGGUGUCUUUCGCUAUCGAUGAUACGUGAUGAUAUAGAGAAAGAGGAUGCCUUCCGUGGAUUAUGCGCGAUGGUUAGAGCAAAUCCACCCGGAGCAUUAAGUUCACUGCCUUUUAUGUGUAAAGCAAUUGCAAGCUGGCAUGAAAUAAUGAGUGAGGAGCUGCGGAAUGAAGUUUGCCAAGUUUUGCUUGGAUACAAACAGAUGCUUAGGAAUGGAGCAUGGGAACAGUGCAUGUCAUCUUUAGAACCUCCUGUGAAGGAAAAGCUUUUAAAGUAUCAAGUAUAGUAUCCAGACCAGGGUUGUGGGCUGUACUUGGUUCAUAUUUUUUCCAGAAAGUUUGUAACUUCUACAUCAUAUUGUACAUUGUCAUAUUGAAAGUGGAUCCAUCUUCAAGCACCGACCAAAACCUGGUCCAAACCACUGAGAGAUCACAUAUUGAAGCGUUAAAGCAGUAUUUGUUUCCUGCAAGGUUAUAAAUGUUACAAAAGUAAUCAGUUCAGUUAAGUUAGAAGCUGGGAUUCAGACAUGGAUAUGAUGUAUAGGGUUGCAGUUUUCAAGUUUGUGGGUUUUCUUUCUCUUCUUUUCCCCAGUAAGAAGGGCUACAUCUCUGCAUUCAAGAGUUAGAUUCAUUUUUUACUGUUCCGUAGUUUCUUUCGAACAGUUUUGACCAUUACUUUAAGUAGGCAGUCUUCUGUUCACCAAGGUUGUUGGGAGGGCUUUCAAUUUAAACAGAAGUGUAUCAAUGUUCAUGUUUUGGCAUCGUGGUUUUUGUGUUGUGUAGUGGCGGGAGCAUUUCUUGUAAUUGCAUGUUUGAGGUGGAUGGCUACGGGGGUUGGGAAUAAUAAUUGUACAAGUAAUAUAUAUGUUUAUAUUUCAUUUGAGCUCUAGUUUUUGUUCAA
Daucus carota subsp. sativus is the source of this 3534-nucleotide messenger RNA. Its product is annotated as transportin-1. The transcript has 29 exons. Bases 248 to 2920 code for a protein of 890 amino acids. Gene Ontology annotation, biological process: protein import into nucleus. Gene Ontology annotation, cellular component: cytoplasm; nucleus. The record is from RefSeq and is a predicted model, not a curated record. Gene Ontology annotation, molecular function: nuclear import signal receptor activity; small GTPase binding. Lineage: Eukaryota; Viridiplantae; Streptophyta; Magnoliopsida; Apiales; Apiaceae.